Messenger RNA from Zychaea mexicana, 714 nucleotides. RefSeq lists its product as uncharacterized. The record is from RefSeq and is a predicted model, not a curated record. NCBI's taxonomy places the organism in Eukaryota, Fungi, Mucoromycota, Mucoromycetes, Mucorales, Lichtheimiaceae. The coding region runs from base 130 to 381 and encodes 83 amino acids. The transcript has a single exon.
CUUCUCUUCAUCCAUUUAAAAAAAAGACUUGUGCCAAUUGAAGACAUGUAAUGUUGUCCCGGGCCCCUCUCCUAUACUGUUUUUGCUUCCAUCGUGCAGUAAUAGCAUGCCCGAAACUGGAUCGGAUCCAUGCGUAUAACAGUACGUAUGACAGCUGCUCAUUUGGGUGGUUUGUCCACUUUACAAUGGAGCCCGGCCCCUUUUCCCCUCUUCUUCUUCUUCCUUCUCCUCCUUAUAGCGAAUCACAUGAGCUAUGUGAUACAGGUAAUGUUUCCUUCAUCUGCUAAGUACAUACUGCUUGUCAGAUGUGUGCAGUUGGGAAAGAGAGAAGGCCGAGCGCAACUGUUGAGGUACCCGCCCACAAAACAAUACACUAUAUAAACAAGAUUCCAUCUUUAGAAAACUCAUAACUUUGUCAUCUCAAGAGGAUGUUGGGAGCACACAGUGUGUGAUAGAGAGAGAGAGAGUGCGUGCGUGCGUGUGUGUGUGUGUAUGCCUGCUGCUGCUGCUCAUGCAAUGUGCAUCUGCAAACCAUUCGAAACUCAUAUGUACUACAAGGACGCUUCGUAUCUUUAUGGAAAUAGAGACCCCGCGGUUGGCUCUUUUUGAGAGAGAGAGAGAGAGAGAAACCUUAUUGAAUGGCUAUGACUCUAUGAUACUUGAUAGUCAUAACUUCUGGAAAGGAAAUGAUCGUGCUCUUUACGGAAAUGAGAG